UUAUCUGUGUCACAAUAAUAAUACGAAAUAGAAUAUAAAUAUUGUGAAAAUCUAUUUUAAGUACAAAUGAGAUAAAAAGUUAGAGAAAUUUAUUAUAAAUUCGCAAAAUAUCACUAAAAUAUAUUUUUUUUAGUCGGUAACUAUUCCUUAAAAAGCAAGAAGAGCACUUACAUGAUAUAAAAAGGAAAUAAAUUAAAAUGCCUUUAGAUUUCAAUACAUAAAUAAUACAUAGCAUUUCCUUAAUCAAAACAACGCACAGAAGCCGUCCCUAACUUACAUAUAAUCUUUGAAUAUUUAUCGUAUUUAUUUGAUUACAUGCACUGUCAUCUAAUGGUUUAUAUGCGCAUUAUACUCACCACAUUGGUGAGCAUUACCUGUUUAUUGGGUGAUAAUUUUGUGGAAUUAACCCAACAUCCUAUGCUAAAGGCUUUGGCAGACAAUGCUACACAUGCCGCUAUAGGAGCUCUGUCGGGGAUAGCAUUUGCUGUGCAAUUUUACGAAAGAACCAGUCAUUUCUUUGGUUGGUUUCUUAUAUUCACCUGCUUUGCUUGCUCCAGUUUAAUAGAUGUGGAUCAUUUUAUAGCCGCUAGAAGCUGGAGCUUGGAGGAUGCCACAAAUCUUAUGCGUCGCCCCUUUUUACACUGCUCAACAUUUAUUUUUGGUUUAUUGUUGUUUUACAUUUGCACCGCCUGUCUCAAUUACUUCAAGUGGAGUCUCUUCUUUGGGGUUUUGCUUUGUGCCUUUAUAACACAUCAUACACGUGAUGCCAUUAGACGUGGCUAUUGGUUCUAUCCCUGGGGUCAUACCGAUAAAAUACCCCAUUUAUCUUAUAUUCUCAUAACUAUAGCAACUCCGUACGUCAUUGGUCAAUUACAUGCUUUAUGCCGCAGUUCUGUGGUUCAGCAAUUUCUAGGUCAAUAUAUUAAAUUAAAUGAAAAUUAUCAUCAUAAAGAUGUCAGGGGUUAUAGAUAUAUGCAGGUUUAAUAAUACCACUUUAAUAAGAAUACUUUUUAAUAAAAAAAAACAAAGCUUUAACUAGAUUUUUAAACAUAACAAAAUACAGUAAAUGAAACAUACUUAGUAAAACUUGUGAUAGAGUCAAAGAAAAAAAAGAAUAUUUAACUAAAACUAGCUUACGAUUGAAAAUAAAUAUACUCUUUUUUUUAAUUUCUUCCUUGAUCUAGAUUUUAUAAAAAUCAAUUCUUCCAUAACUCAAUUCUUAUUAGUGAUAAUAAAUAAUUUUACUAUAGGCUUUUACAAUUACAUUUGUAUACUUUUUUCCAUUAUUAUUUUUUCUUUAUUUGAAUUUAUUUUUACGAAUUAUUGUGAUAUUAGUGGAAAGUUGUUAAUAAAUUUGAAUAGAUUUAGUGCUUUUUAUUUCACUCUCUCUCUUUAAGUAGUAUACAUAUAACGUGUAUAACACAAAUUUUAUUAACUAAAUGCAUGGCAAAAUAAAAUGUUAAAAUAAAAAUCAAUGAACUCAUAAAUUACUAAACUGCAGGUAAAUUGGGGCAUUCAAAAGUGCUCGAAAUCGUCAUUGAAAAUGUUAAACGAACUCCUUCGAACCCCUAUUUACAUCAUUAUGGGCCUUUAGUUUUUGGGACUUUGAACAAUAGCGGUUAAUUUAAUGUUGACAUCAGGCAUGGAAAAU
Molecule: messenger RNA, 1651 nt
Organism: Lucilia sericata (common green bottle fly)
Lineage: Eukaryota; Metazoa; Arthropoda; Insecta; Diptera; Calliphoridae
Product: transmembrane protein 267
Exons: 2
Coding region: 316-984 (222 amino acids)
Source: RefSeq, a predicted model, not a curated record